AAACCCCACCUCCCUAAAUUCUGUCCCCAGCCGACGGCGCAAGCCAAAACUCGCCUCGCACAACCUACGCCACCCCAAAUCGCACGCGCACCGAUCGCUUCCCGCCGCCGCCAUGGGCUCGACGUUCAGCCACGAGGAUGCUCCUCCGCCUCCUUCCCCAGCUCCCGCCGACGCGCCACCUCUUCCCUACGCCCCGAUGCCUCCCCCGCCGUUGCCGCCCCAGGAGGAGGACAAGGCGGCGGAGGACGACAAGGUGGACUACCUGAAUCUCCGCUGCCCUAUUCCCUACGAAGAAGCCCAGCGCGAGGCCUCGAUGACGCUCAAGCCCGACGUGUUCGAGGGCUUUCGCUUCGAUUUCGUCAAGCCGGUCAGCCAGGUCUUGUUUUUGAGCCACAGUGCGUCAAUGGGAUCCAUGGAGGUCCCUUCACAGGGACCUGAAGUGAUCAAGGUCCCCACCUCCCAGUACGAGUUUGGCGCCAACUAUAUUGAUCCCAAGCUGAUGCUCAUCGGUAGGAUCGCGCCCGACGGAAGGCUGAAUGGACGUGUCAAGUACGAAGUCACAGAAAAUCUUUUCGCACAAAUGAAUGCUCAGUUGACAAACGAGCCUGGUUAUUCCCAAGGCAUGUUUAAUUUGGAUUACAAGGGCAAAGAUUUUAGAACCCAAUGUCAAGUCGGGAAUAAUGGCUUCUAUGGAGGGAACUACAUCCAGAGUGUAACGAAGAACCUCUCCCUGGGAACUGAAGGUUUUUGGCUUCAACAACAAAGGAAAUCAGGAGUUGGCUUUCUUGCUAGAUAUGACACGAAGAACAUGGUUGCAACUGGACAAAUUGCAAGCACUGGACUGGUUUCACUGAGUUACGUUCAGAAAGUGUCUAAUAAGGUUUCCCUUGCUACUGAUUUCAUGUACAAUCAUAUGUCAAAGGAUGUAACAGCAAGUGUGGGUUAUGAUUAUAUCAUGAGACAGAGUCGUUUGAGGGGAAAGGUAGAUACCAAUGGCGCAGUUUCUGCUCUUUUGGAGGAGAAAAUCAACCCAUACGCUACCUUGGUUCUUUCUGCAGAGAUUGAUCACUGGAAGAAGGAUAACAAGUUUGGGUUUGGCGUAAGGGUUGGAGAGUAAGAUGAUGAGAUGAAUUGUUGAGAGGCAUGUACUAUUAUAGCAGUUGGCAUUUGUCAACAAGGAUUGUGAUGAUUUUGUGUUUUGCUGUCAUUUUGUUUCUCACUCCACUGGGUUGAUUACUUCGGAAAUGCCCUCGUCGUCAUUAGAUUAAGUUUGGUUACGUGCUCCAGUUAGGCUCAAGACCAUCUGUGUAAAUUUUCUGUGUGAUGCGAGCAGAUAAGUAUAAAUGGUAGUUGACUUAUCAUUUUGGUA
Molecule: messenger RNA, 1369 nt
Organism: Aegilops tauschii subsp. strangulata
Lineage: Eukaryota; Viridiplantae; Streptophyta; Magnoliopsida; Poales; Poaceae
Product: mitochondrial import receptor subunit TOM40-1
Biological process (GO): protein import into mitochondrial matrix
Cellular component (GO): mitochondrial outer membrane
Molecular function (GO): transmembrane protein transporter activity
Source: RefSeq, a predicted model, not a curated record